GGUUUGCGAACUCUUUGCGCAUGGACGUGCUUUUAUUCACGCGCAUAAAAUUGUAAAAUUUUGCUAGUUUUAUCUGCCGCCUGUGCAUAAAAAUUAGUACGAACUAUUCCGAUAGACACGGUGCGUUCCUUGGUGGAGACAAUUGCGGCAUCUUGGCCCCGAAUUGUUCAGUUUUGGUGGUUUCUUUUGUGGCACUGAGGUUGCGAAGUCGCCAUUCCUCCUGUGACGUCAUUAUUUCUGGAGCUUUCAUCUCCCACCUCUGUGGCAGUAUUGGUGAGCUUUUGUUCACUCAUCGAGAGAUUACAGUGCUGCAUCGAGGAAUUACACGCACUCAAUGCCUGCCACGAGGGAUUGUCCCAGCGUUUGCCACAUGUGCAAGAAACGCAUUUCAACCAAAUUUUUCCCCGGUUUAAAGUGCGGAGGUGGAUGCGAGAGAUGGUUUCAUGGAGCCUGCAUCGACCCGCCGCUAAUGAAGGAGGAUAUUCAGAAGCAUGAGGAGGGAAAGCUCGAUUGGGUGUGCGGUGAAUGCAUCACCCGCGAUGGUGGUGUAUGUGACGCAACGCGUACGAUGAGUGCACCAAGUACUGUUGGGAUCUUGCCUGUGGAAUUCCGGCGGGAGAUUGACAUCUUAAGGACCAGAUGCGGGUGUCUGGAGUCUGAAAAUGAGGCUCUCCACGGUCUCAUUAGAGCCUUAUCUGCUAGGCUUUCUGCUCUUGAAUCUAAGAGUGCCGGACCGUUCCAUUCUUCUCCACGCAGUUCUAUGCCGGGAAAGUCCCUCAUUUGGCCUGUUGGGGGUCGUGAUCUUGAUGCUUCAGCUGACAAAUCUUUAUUUGGUGGUGCCCUCAAUGUCCCGGGGCCGGCAACUGAUGAGCUACAGAAUCGUCCGGGAACCUCUGGCGCUGCUCGGGCUCAUUCAAACCUGCGUGCCCGUACGGAGAAUGGCCCUGCACGAUCGGGGCGUGAUGUGGGGCGCUCUGAGCGUCAUAUGGUCGUGGUGGGUCGUGCCAAGCCAGCGAAUGCUCUACCGACUGUUCCCCGCUACCGAUGGCUUUUUGUCACGCGUCUGGCAAGAAGUGUUACUGUGGAUCAGCUGUGUGAUCGCCUCGAGGGAUCUCUCUCGACGCGACGACGCCCCCGAUGUGUCAAUUUAAUUCCGUUGGAGGAUACGAGCCGGCGUGUGGGCUCGUUCCGUGUGGAGCUCCUGCCCGAUGAGUUUAAGGAGGCUCUUCAGCCGGACUUCUGGGACGAUGGAAUCCUUGUUAAGGAGUUCCUUUUUCGCUCCAGGCGAGGGAGGACAACGCGCCCCCGUGAAGAGACCGCUGCCCCUCCGGGGGAUGAUGAUGCUGGAGAGCCGGGAGGACGUGAGGAACGGCCGGUCUCGGAUGGGGGGGGAGGCGAGAGUGCCCACCCACAUUAAUGCUCGAAGUGUGAGACGACAUAUAGAUGAGAUACGAUAUCUUAUGCUGAAUUCGCCGCUCUCGGUUCUCUGUAUGUCUGAGACUUGGCUGGAUUCAUCCGACUCUGUGGAGGCGGUGGGUGUUCAGGGCUUCAGGUUAUUCAGAAGUGAUCGAUUGUCCCGCAGGGGUGGUGGAGUGGGAAUCUUUGUACGGGACAGUUUCAAGGCUUCAUUGAUCUGUGCCGGUGUUUUUGGCACUUUAGAAUACAUUGGAAUUCAAAUAUCCCUAUUUGGUAAGAAUAUAACGAUAUUUUCUUCUUAUAUUCCUCCGCCAGUCUCAACCUUGAAUUACAUUGAGGAUUUUUUAAAUUUCGCAAUUCCAAAUGAAAAUCUCAUUUUAAUGGGAGACUUUAAUGUCAACCUUGCUAAAAAAUGCCUCUUGAGUGCUCGGUUUCGUGGUCUUCUCUCUUCACUUUCUCUUACUUAUACUCCUUUUAGUCCCACGCGUCUUGGAUCCCUCCUAGAUCUCAUGUUAAUACCUGAAACUGAUUCAUCUAAAUUACUGCAUUUUGGUCAAGCUCCUUUGCCUGGCAUUUCGGACCACGAUAUGAUCUUUGGUUCCUACAAUUUUCGUCUUCCUAAACCUGAGAAUAAAUACAAAUUUGUAUCUGAUCUGCGUAAUUGCGACAAAGAAGCUGUAGUUUCUGCAGCCUUGGAAGUCGAUUAUCAAUCAUUAAAAUUUGUUGCCUGUCCUUCUGAGCGUGUACUCUCAAUUACUGAAAAUAUUAAUACUCUCUUUGAUUCUUUU
Molecule: messenger RNA, 2204 nt
Organism: Lutzomyia longipalpis
Lineage: Eukaryota; Metazoa; Arthropoda; Insecta; Diptera; Psychodidae
Exons: 2
Coding region: 335-1417 (360 amino acids)
Source: RefSeq, a predicted model, not a curated record